This is a messenger RNA of Arvicanthis niloticus (Nile rat), 1606 nucleotides long. It is a transcript of the gene Atp6v1g2, whose product is annotated as ATPase H+ transporting V1 subunit G2. Gene Ontology annotation, biological process: synaptic vesicle lumen acidification. Gene Ontology annotation, cellular component: vacuolar proton-transporting V-type ATPase, V1 domain; synaptic vesicle membrane; vacuolar proton-transporting V-type ATPase complex. Lineage: Eukaryota; Metazoa; Chordata; Mammalia; Rodentia; Muridae. Gene Ontology annotation, molecular function: proton-transporting ATPase activity, rotational mechanism; ATP hydrolysis activity. The record is from RefSeq and is a predicted model, not a curated record.
GGGCACUACCUCAGUGAGGUUCGACAGGAGGACCAGUCAUCCGUGUGAGGAUGAGACACCACCCGGUGCAGGAGGCUGAGUGAAAACGGGAGCACUAAGACCCAGUGGGAGUGGAGGACCGCAUCAAGGGACCGGAGGAGUAGGCGCUGGAGGGUGGGAGCCAUCUGGUACCUUGGUCGCCUUCGGAACAGCAUUCCUCUCUAGUGACAAAAAUGGCCAGUCAGUCCCAGGGUAUUCAGCAGCUUCUCCAGGCUGAGAAGCGGGCAGCGGAGAAGGUGGCCGAUGCCAGGAAGAGGAAGGCCCGGCGACUGAAGCAGGCUAAGGAGGAGGCUCAAAUGGAGGUGGAGCAAUACCGCAGGGAGCGGGAGCAGGAGUUCCAGAGCAAGCAGCAGGCGGCCAUGGGCUCUCAGGGGAACCUGUCUGCUGAAGUGGAGCAGGCCACAAGACGUCAGGUUCAGGGCAUGCAGAGCUCCCAGCAGAGAAACCGGGAGCGUGUCCUGGCUCAGCUUCUCGGCAUGGUCUGUGACGUCAGGCCCCAGGUCCACCCCAACUAUCGGAUUACUGUCUAGAACCAUUGCUUAGGGACACAUCUCUAGGGUGACUCCUUCUAUCAGCUCCUUCCACAGAGAAAUAUCUCUACUCAAAACCACUUGUGUAGCAUGUGCAGAGCCCUGGGAUCAAUCCAUUAUACCAUUCCCCACACCGCCAAACCACUUCGCAUAAUAACCCGUUCCUGGUGGGGAGGCUUCUAUGUGACAGAAUCCAAUAUUCUCCCAUGAGACUUACACAGAGCCUGUUCAAACUGGAAUCUCUAUGUCCCGUGACACCCACUGGAAUCAUACUAAUGAAUGUCCAAGUUUCCCCACUGCAUCCCUCUGAGAAAUGUGUGUCGUGGUGACAGGGUGUGAACCCCACUGCAUCCCUCUGAGAAAUGUAUGUCGUGGUGUCAGGGGUGUGAAAAGCACCCUGACUUCAGAGCUGGCUGAUUUCUGGUCCUCACCACCCCUGUUCCUUGUUAGCUGUACAACUGGGCCAAGCUGUUUAACCUGGAGGCCUCAGUGUCCUCAUCUUUGUAACUGGGAUGACAGGAGUACCGCUCACUUUGUAAGGGGGCUGCUGUGAAUCGGCCUGUGAGAAUUCAGCAUAGUUCCAGAUGGGUUGCAGCUGUGACUGCGUAAACGGCGAGGCGAGCCUGUAUCGGGACCACACUCUGCGUGCCUGUGCCUGCCAGAAUCCUAAUCCUGUCUCCUGACUUUUUUAUUCCUGACACUCCAGCUCUGCUCAGUCACUGUAACUCCAGUAAUCCUCUAAAGAAUUUGUGCCUCUGGCUCUUCCCUCAUGCCCCUGAACAGUUGAAUGAUAACUGUCAUUCAGCCCCUCUCUCAGAGUCCCAAAGAUAUAUCGAACCUCUUAGCAACUCUCUUUGUUUCUCCCGACCUGGUCUUUCUCAUGGUGGGCUCCCCUUUCCUUUAUUUCCCCAACGCUCGCUGCUUCCGGGAGCUGAAGAGGUCUGUGACAUCCACACGCAUGCAUUCCUUUCUGUGCCCUCAGCACCUCGCCUCCCUGUGUGACAGCGGAGUGUCAAUAAAAUACCAGUGUAUGACGA